ACAAAUUUAAACAUGGCCGCUGAUUGUAAACAUUUCUUCAUUGUCCUGUGGUCCUGUCACUAAAAACUAAAGUGUCAGUCGUUGGGUCACGAUCGCAGUGUUGCCCUCCCCAAAACAAGUGAUUGCAUCUAACGUUCAAGUCAGGGGUAAAUGAUGGAUGCGAAAGGAAAGGUGAAGAAGAAAUCACGAAAGCUGCCUAAGAGCGAAGAUGAUGAUGAAGGAUCUCCAUCUCCUCAGUCUGACCAGAACCCAACGAAUGAAGCCAGCUUUGAUAAACUGCUUCGUGCAGCCAUGAAACAAACUACAGAUGAGAAAAGAAAAUCGGGGAAGAAAAAAGGAAAGAGAACCAAGUCUGAGACAACAGAUGCUAUGCUUGAGUCAUUGAAACAAGGUGCUGAUCUCCGCAAGGAUACUGACCCAUCUGAAGAUCCAUCCAUUCUGGCCAACACUUACGAUGGCAGUGACAGCCCUCGUUUCCACAAGAACUUGACAAAUGAGAAGGGCCGUAAGCCCCCACCCAAAAAGGGGAUGGAGAACAAAGGCUUUAUUGAUGAUGAAGACAAAGAUGCCCAGGCAGACAGUCCUAAGAAAACAAAGAAGAAGAAGAAGAAAGCUGACGCAAGUGACAUUAUGGACAGUGGCCCUUUAACAAUGCAGGAACUUGAGGACACACCCAAAAAGGUACGGAGGAAAAAGAAAUUGGCUACCCAGCAGGAGAAUGACAAAGACAGUGAGAAAACAGAGCAGCAGCAAACAGGAGAUGAGGCAGAUGGUGGGGAUCUAGGAAAAGAGAUCACAGAGGAAGGAAUUGAAGAAAAUGAGAAAGCAGCUGGAAAGAAGAAGAAAAAGAAGACAGCAUCCAAAGAUGACAAACCCGAUGCUGAUGAGAACGAAGGGGCCAAAGACAAUAAGAAAAAGACUAAGAAGAAACGCAAGAGGCAGCCGAAGGAUGAUGGUCGAGUGUUUGGGGUGAACGUCCAUCGUAGUGACCGGCUCAAGACUGACCUUUACAUUGCUCAUCCACUGGUCAGAGUUCACAUCAUCGACAUGGACACUGGCACAUACUUCAAGAAAUCUAAACUGGAUCGUGCUGUGACAUCAUAUUAUGAGAAUCAAAAUGACAAAGUGGAUUACAUCUUACCAGUACUGACUCAACCCUUUGACUUUAAGAAGAGGAAGUCCAUCAUACCCUGCUGGGAUGAGCAACUCAUCUUCAACGAGAGCUAUAACUACCUUAUCCAAUCAGACGAAUCUGCGCCAAAGGCCAUCAUAUUUUUUGAGAUCCUUGAUUUUGUCAGCAUGAACAUCACUUCUACCAAAUCCAAGAUGCUGAAAGGAGAAGGAGGAUGGCAUCGAAUAGCUUGGGCAUUUCUCAAGGUUGUUGGUGCUAAUGGCAUCCCCAACACUGAUAAGAAAGUCCGGCUUCAGUUGUUCUACCCUCCAUUCAGUUAUAAGGGAAAACCAGGACAACUUGACGUGUACCAGUGGUGGCAGAAUAUUAGUCGGCAGCCCUAUCCAUCUACCCUGUAUGUGACAGUUAAAGCAGUCAAGACACCAGACAAGGUUGAACCUGCUGUCAGGUCACUGUAUGCCACACAGGAGGAACAAGGAAGGAUGUCAUUCAGUGAUUUGAAGAAAUCCAUCAACUGGGGUACGAAGCAGGCAAUGGGUAAAGAAAAACCUCUCACCAACUGGACUCGCCUUCCAGGUCAGAUGUGUCGCAUCCCAAACAAACUGAGUUUGGCCUUAGCUGGAGACAAGAAAGGAUGCUUUGUCCUGAAAUUUUCACCCAGCGGCAGGUUUCUUGCCUGUGGAUGCAAAGACAGAGAAGGUUACCCAGUCUUGGUAUAUGAGAUUCCCUCUGGGCGAUUCAAAUGCCAAUUUCCUGGACACUACAGCCUGAUCUAUGACAUCAGUUGGGCAGCUAACGACAACGAGAUCUUGACGGCCUCGUCCGAUGGUACAGCUCGUAUCUGGAACCUAGAAACUCCAGACAGUGCAGCUGAGAAAGUCUUCCCUCACCCAGCUUUUGUCUAUACAGCCAAAUUCCAUCCCCAAGCUGACCAUCUAGUGGUCAGUGGAGGCUAUGAUCAUGUGGUCCGAGUGUGGAGCAAGAAGAAUGACAGUCAAACAGCAGAGCUUCUUCAAGAGCUAGAUGGGCACAAAGGCUUUGUCAACUGCCUCUGCUUUUCACGGGAUGGCAAAACCAUGUUCUCCGGCGACAGUGUCGGUGUCAUCAUCAAGUGGAAUGCAGCUGUCAUGGCCAAAGCUGCGACCUCAGACCGUCAAGUGAAAUUUGGAUCAACCAGUGACUCAUUGGAGAGCACAGGUGCAAGACCAAAGGAACUUGAACAAAAACUCACCGGGAUAUUGAAGCAGAGAGGUGCUCCAGACAGGUGGUCAGUGGAGAAGGUCAUCAAUGAGAAGGAGCUGGAGGGAGUGACCAUCAACUCUCUAGAGGUCCAUCCUAGUGGACGCAGACUGCUCAUCCAUGGACGAGACAACAAUCUCCGCAUGAUGGACCUUAGAUUGUUCACGGUCAUGCAGCGUUAUCUAGGUGCUUUGAAUUUUCGUGAGCAUGUCAGAAGCACCAUGACUGAAUGUGGAUCCUUUGUCAUCUCAGGCAGUGAGGAUCAACAAGCUUAUGUCUGGAAUACUGACACAGGGGACCAAAUAGCUGUAUACUCCAACCUAGGCUACAAAUACCCAGUAAUGGCCGUAACUUACCACCCCUAUGAACACAUGGUUGCAUUCUGUUCCCGGGGUGAGGGUCAUCCUAUCAAGGUCUACGUUUACGACGCCAAAGUUGCCCGGCUAGAUUUGGGUCUCAAGUCAGCCUCAGGUGCCAAGGAGAAAGAGGAAGUAGGACCUGGUGUUGCUAAGGCAGAGGAGAGUCUCUUGAAUCUGUUAGAGGCCAAGAGAGACCUCAAGGAUGAACUGGACACAACAAAGACAUUGCGAAUGGAACGCGUUAAAGCCAAACUUGCUACAGUCAUGGCUUUCAAGAAACUGGCUAAGGGUAAUCAGGAAAAUGCCCAAGAGCAGCAGUUACAGCAAAGUAUGCUGGGUAAUUCCUUUGUUCUCCCACCUGGGGGUGCUACUCCUAUGCAGCAAACGUUAAGCACCUGGGGAUCUACCUUUGAUGCUUCCAUGUUCAAACCGCAGCUGACCAUGUCUUAUCAGAAUCAACUAGUGGGCCCACAGAUGCCCACACCAACACCUGCACAGCUUGAUUCGCCUGGUGUGAGUUCUUUCCUGGCAAAUCAGUCCGUGCGGGGAGUACGGAGUUUAGGAUUAAGUAUGGGCGGGACAGGAUGGACUCCACCCAGAGCUUACUUCCCACGAGCGUCCACACCUAGCAUUGCCCUACAAGCAACCAGGGGAGGAACAGCUACCUUCACCUUCAACACACCCUCCUCUCAAAAGAAUCGAACCAACCUGCGUCGUGUGGUGGCGCUCUAUGACUACACUGCUCAGCGAUCUGAUGAGUUAAACCUGCGUCAAGGAGACUGGAUCUCAGUGCUUCACGAAGACAAUGAGAACUGGUGGAUGGGUCAGCUGGAGAACGGACAACAGGGUUACUUCCCUGCUAACUAUGUGGCUGAUGAAUAUUUUGAAGAGGAACAGGAAGUCAAAUAUCUUGGGGAAAUUCCCGGUAGUACCGGGGCAGAAGAGACCGACUCGGCUAGUACUACACCACGCAGGAGGGGCAAGACAAAAUUCAAAAAGGACGGGUCAAAGAUGACAGCAGUUGUCACUAAAAGCGGUGAACUUAAGAUCUUGUCAGCUGCAGAGGACAGUGAUCUAGACAUCACACCAGCUACAAGUCAGAGGAGAAGGAAGAAGAAAACCCUAUCCCGAGAGCUUGCAGUGGAUCUUAGCCGCAAUGGGAGCGAUAUUGCAGAUGAAGACACCACACCUCGCAGGCAGCGAACCAGGACAAGGACAUCAAGUGCCCAGAGACGUCUAGCGUCCUCCUUUGACACUGUGGAUGUUGGCAUUCCACCAAGAUCUCACAAGAAACGCUCCAAGACUGUGGAUGACACAGUGUUGUCAAAUGAGGACCUAGCAGGGAGUUCCAGAACAACAUCACGCCUCAGCAAGACAAUGUCACAGGAAGAACUUUUAGCUGGAUCUGAGGACGUUAAACAGAGGACUCCAAAACCUCGCAAAAAGCACUCCAAGACAGCUGGCAACACUCUACUAUCAAGCGAAGAACAAAACUCCAAAACAAAUCCUAAAAUUUCUAAGACAUUAUCAAGGGAGCAACUUCUGAGCGGAUCUGAGGACAUUGAACCAAGGACACCAAAACCUCGCAAGAAGCGCUCAAAGACUUCAGAGGAGGCAACUCUGUCCAAUGGCAACACCGUUGGGAGUUCCAGGAAACCAGAGCUUAAGUCAGCUUCCCAAGAUGGGUAUCUGAGUGGGUCCCAAGAAGAGGUGGAACCAAGGACACCAAAGGAGAAGAAAGGUGGAAAGAGGAAACAGAAGAUGAACCACACUGAGAGGACAGUUUAACAUGCUUGCAAGUGCCCACGCUUCUUGGAUACCUGUGGUGCUGGCUUUAAAUGGUAUUGCAGAGCAAACAGUCUUCACCAAAAAAAGAUGUCCCUUCAAGAGAUCUACUAGCUUACACUGCAUACCUUAGAUCCCAAACCCAAUCCCAGGCCACAGUAAUUUGCACAUAAAUGUUGAAUGUAAACAUUGGUUACGCUUGAAGUAUAGAAAGCACUGCAAUAUGUCAGGUGAGUGAGGUUUUAUAUUGCAUAUGUGAAUACUGUACAGUUUCUUGAAACAAAAGCUUUUUCUUUAUUUAUUGAUUGAUUGAUAACCUGAAUCGUGAGUUUACCUCGGCCAGUGUACAGAAGUUUUGUGAGUAUUGAGUUGUGUCAUUUCUUCAGUCAUUUUUUUCAAUUUUGCAUUUGCUUGGCGGAAAGCUUUAAUGAGGCUGUCAACACAUAUUCUAAAGAUAUUCCUCCAGCAAUAAAUAGGACAAAUUAAGAUUUUCAGGAAUCCAGCAUGUCUCGGCAAAGAAUUUCAAAAUUACAACUUAGAAAAUAACAACAAUCUGUUGUCUUUUUAUUGCAAUGUUUUAUUACACCUUGUAUAUCAACGACGAACAAACCUGUAAAUAAAAGGUUUUGCAAUGCUCAGUCCAGUAUACUGUGCAUUGCAUUGCAUGGCAUGCAGUACUUUUUAAACACAAGAUAUCCGUCCACCUUAAGUAGGGUUGACCUUUAUGGUUUUCUUUCCUUGCCAUAGAAAAUUUCAAUUACCCAGCAUUUUACAUAAGUUAACGUCUAUUGUGCUUGUUUAUCUUUGAUCAUAAGAGCUCAGGAGCUACUGGUGCCAUUUUUUUAAAGUGCCGCUGUGCGGCGAUGUAAUUUCUACAUCAACAAUGAAAACUUCUUGUGCUCCUAUUUUUAAAGCAGCAGUCUUUUAGCUUGACUUUCUUUACACUCUCCAUGUCUUUUGAUACUAAAGAAAUGCCCGUCAUACCAGUGGCUCUUAAAUGCUUGUAAUACUUCCAAAAAUUGCAAGUAGACACCGUUGAUUUAUUUGAAUUCUGGUGUGUUAUGAGUGUUUUAUGAACUUGGUUUAUGGCCAAAAAGUUGGGCCUUGGUCCAGUAUAUUUGAGCAGAGAAGUCGUUACACACUUGCGUAGUUCAUGCAAAACGGCUUUUAUAUUUCAUGCAACAUUUAGCAACAUUUACACAACAAAUACAUCUGCCAUAUUGGAUUUAAUAUGAAAAUUAUUCUCAACAAGCCCUCAAGAGAUGUAGUUUUCUGGAAACUGAUUUUUGACAGUUGAGCUUUUACAAGCUCUUUCAGGACCAGAUUCCAUGGAGGAAAAUGAACAGAAUUCAAAUCUUCAUUUGCAUUCACAACAAAACUGACGUUGUAAAUUUUAUACAAUUGUAUUUGCUGAGAAUAACGUAAAUGUACUUGAAUUUUUAAUCAUUGUACUGCCUUAUGACACAUUUUAAAAUUUCACUUUUUAUUUAAAGCAAAUUAUAAAAAUUCAUGUUUCUCAUAA
Molecule: messenger RNA, 6037 nt
Organism: Acanthaster planci (crown-of-thorns starfish)
Lineage: Eukaryota; Metazoa; Echinodermata; Asteroidea; Valvatida; Acanthasteridae
Gene: ahi1
Product: Abelson helper integration site 1
Biological process (GO): motile cilium assembly
Cellular component (GO): ciliary basal body
Molecular function (GO): protein binding
Source: RefSeq, a predicted model, not a curated record